Messenger RNA from Pocillopora damicornis (cauliflower coral), 3769 nucleotides. RefSeq lists its product as uncharacterized. NCBI's taxonomy places the organism in Eukaryota, Metazoa, Cnidaria, Anthozoa, Scleractinia, Pocilloporidae. The record is from RefSeq and is a predicted model, not a curated record.
UCGGGGGAAGAACCGCUCAAGGCUUGCCCCAAAAUUUUCCAUUUAACAAAGUAAUCCACAAUUUUAGUACCGCCUAGCUAUUUUCCUGUCCUUCUAUCACUGAGGUAAUUCAUGAAAUCAAGGAUCAGAUAAUUUUUCGUGUCCAAAUUUGGCAGUCUCUGUCAGGGUCCAUAAUUUGUCGUAUCGCCAGCCUGGCGAGUCGUGAAAGAUAAUGGAGGAAUAUCGAAUGAAAUGUUUAGUCUAGUAACUACUUGCAAAUGUUAUUUUUCCAGGACAAAAGCCAUGUGAAAAGACUCGAAGAAAUCAAAGCCUGUAAUGAAUAAUUUACUGGCCUUAUUGUCCAUUUUACUGGUGGAAUGGCCUUUAACAAGAUCAGCGCUUUUGCAAGUUCCUAAAGGAUCAUUCAGAAGUAGAACACACCACCAAACUCUAAGGGACAAAAAACUAUCGGAGACAAACCCAUAUAAUUUUUAUGCACCAAGAACUAAUGCGAGGAACAACGACUGGAGUGAUCAAUAUUUCUCAAGGUCUCAAUAUAACUCAUACAGAAGGAAUGCUAAUCUUCUAAGUCUUUCGAGAAGAGCUGGUUCCCGAACGAACAAAAAAAUUCAAAGAGAAAGGGAACCACCCAACAAUUCUCAUUGGGCACAAAAAAACUCAUCAAAAAAACUGACACGAUCUUCGUUGACGACGAAAAGUCUACCGAGCACGGGAGGUGUACAAGACUCUCUCAGAGACAGAUCUACGGUCAAAAAAGCAACUUUGGCAAGUCCGCGAUGGACAAGGAGUCGGGGAGAACACAAAAAGAAGAAACAAUUUAUUGUAGCAAACUGGGGAGGGUUGGGUUUGGGAAACGGUUUAGGAGUAGGCCUAACAGGCACAACAACGGACAGUUAUGACACCGGUCUUAAUACGAGACUCGGGACAGCUGCGUAUGGAACGGGUCUAAGUGCAAGUUAUUCCAACGACUAUGGUGCCGGCCUCGGCACAUUGCUGGCUACUGGUUACGGGACGGGUGGCGCAAACGUUUUGGGUUCAAAUGCAGUCUUGGACCCUAGACACAACUUUGGCUCAAACUACGGUGGCGCUACAACAAGCAAUGGGCAAAGUCAAACAGCAUUAAGUGAUCUGUCAUCCACUACCCUAAACUCUUUGUCUUCACCACAAGCCGGUGGAGUCAACUCCCUUCUGUCAAACUUAGGGGAAACAGGAGGGGUAUCAGACUUGAGCUCAAUGAACUCGCUCAGCUCCUACCAAAAUAACGGUUUGGACAUGUUGGGAAAUACAGGAAACACAGCCUCAACUGGUUUAGAUAAUUUUAACUCACUAUCAGGGGAACUCUCACAAAGCCAACAGCUCGGGGACGGAAGUGAAAAUUUAUUGAACUCUCUUGAAGAGAAGCUUAACAUGGGUGCCGGAGGGAGGCAGGGAAUUGGUGCAAUGGAUCUUGGUAUGGACGAACUUGGUGGUAAUGGCAUGUCUGAUAGUUCCCUGCAGCAGCUCCUGGGGCAAAUCAUGGCCGGCGGGGGAGGAGGUGGGGGAGGUGGUGGCGGCGGCGGCGGCGGAGGAAGAAUGGCUGGUGGUGGCGGACGCAUGAGCAACAGCAAUGACAACAUGGGAGGGGACAUGGGAAACCUUGAUCUUGGAUCACUGGGGCUUAACCUUGGGAUGGGGAACGGAAUGGGAAGCAAAAUGGGAGGGAACGGGAUGGGAAACGGGAUGGGAAAUGGGAUGGGAAACGGGAUGGAUAACGGGGUCGAAGGACUGGGAGGAAUGGGAAGCAUGGGAAAUAGUAUGAGCAGUGAUAUGGGUAAUAUGGGAAAUGGGAUGGGAAUGGGAAUGGGAAUAGGUGCAAUGGGACACGGGAUGAAAAUAGGAGGAAUGGGGCAUGCUGCAGGGGCCAUGGGUAGCCAGGAUGACACUAAUUCCGAGUUAGAGGAUUCACAGCCUUCUGAUGCACCUGAUGAGCAGAGUUUACCUAAUUACAUGCAGCGCCCGUUGGCCAUCGCACCUAUCGUCCCUGGACAAACGGUGCAUGCACAUGCCAGUGACAAGCCCAAGCGACCAAGCUAUUCAACAGCUUUGUACUCUCCAUCAGAAAUGGCUUUGAAGGUUCAAUUAAAGGCCAAUAAGGAACAUCAAAAGAAACUUAAGGAUUUGAAAGUGAAAUUAAGAAGGUUACGAGCGAAGUUACGGAAACUCAAGGCUGAGUAUAAGUAUUCUGAGGACGAAGAGGAAUCUGAAAAAUCGGAGAUGUCCACACUUCAAGAUUUAAAGAGGGCGACCGAACAGGCCAUUAGGGAAUUACAGAUUGAAGCUGCUAAAGCGAGUAAAAGAAAAGGUGUCAAAAAAUUAAUUUUCAUUCACAAAUUCCCCGAAUCGGAUGGAAACAAAUCCAGCAAGUCGAACAGCCUUGAGGACCUGGGUACCGACUUACUCGCGCUUAUCGAGUCAAAUAAACCGUCUCCUCCACCUAGUGCCUCGUCUCUAAGCCCAAAACCGGCUUCUCCGUCUACCCAGGCCGCUCAAAAGAAGGAGCCGGUGGAAGAUGACACACCCUCACUUACAGCACUUGAAAAACAGGCAGAAAUGGAAGUAAAUUUUCUUUCAAAGAAAAAGGAGAAAGGUAAGCCAAAAGCAUCAAAUCCAGGAUUUAAAAUAACAAUUCCAGAAGCAGCUGAUAUCACAGCAAACCAAACUACAGCGCCACAGUUCAAUUUGCCAGUAAAACCACAGCUUAUAAAAACGGCUGGAGGUCAGCAGUUGCUUAAUCCUCUUCAGCUCAACAACCUUGCCCAAAUACUACCAGAGCCUAUUGAUAAUACAAGAGCAAGAAAAUUUGAGCCACCACGGCCACAAAGUUUAUUAGCCAAGAAAAUACAUGCUCCUGGAUAUUUUAGCAUUGGCUGUUGGAGGGAUCAACCAGAAAGAGCUCUGCCAAGUUUAGAGGGGAUAUUUCCUAUGUUGGAUGGAAAUGAUUACAAAUUCAGAAAAUUUGCCAUUAAGAAGUGUGCAACCAUAGCAAAAGUUCAAGGAUUUCCAGCCUUUGCAAUUGAAAAUGGAGGACAGUGUCUAGGUGGAAAAGAUAUUCUCCAGACAUAUAACAUGUAUGGAGCCUCAAGAGCAUGUAAGGUGGAUGGGAGAGGGGGACCUUGGAGUAUGGAAGUGUACAAGUUUACAAAACCUCCCUCAUCUCGUCGAGGAGGAAUAGCUCAUCUACAAAAAGUAACACGUUUAUUGAGGAGGAAACUCUGAGCAAUAGACAUAAACCUUCCAGAGAGGCUAACCUGACAAAAUUAGACACACAACGAGUAAUUAAAUUGUAAGAUCAGUUAAAGGACCCUCUUAGAAAUACUAAUGCAGCAUUGGGUGUAGAUGGACAUGGGAAUUAUCAUAAUCUUAAGUCAGCACAAAGAUUGGAUCACAGUAAAAUUUCUUGACUUGUGAUGGUUUUUAUCAAUGCCAAUUUCAUAAAUUAAUUUCCUCCAUUGAACUGCCUAAAUUUAAUUUAAUUUUUGCUCACAUCAAGCAGUAAUAAACUGCAGUCCUAGGAUAUCAACACAAAUGCUUCAUACUUGGAACUAUAGAGAUGAAAAUAUUUACUUGAAUCAUGGAUGAUGUUAUCUUUACUUUUUUUUUUUGUAACAAAAAUAUAAUUAACCUUAUUCAACCGAAAGGCAUCAUUAAAAGAUGAACACAGAUUAUUUUUGAAUGUAUUUACACUUACAUUUGCAUAUCAAACCCACAUGAAAUGUCCAUAAAAGCCAAA